CGCCCAUAUACGUCAGGACUCGCCCUGUACGCAUGUGCAGCCGAUACUCUACGGUUCCCCAGACUCUGGUGACAACAACCGCCCUCCGUUAGCUCACGGACUGUCCGCCUGUCAGGGGCCCGGGGCCGGACGCGCCGUCUGAGAGAGUCCGGGGGACAUAGUGUGGGCAGCGGACGCUAAGCGAAAGCCACGACGCCGGAGAGUUGGUGUGCCUUUGGUCCGCACCGCCCGCCCGGUAACAACGCGCCCGCUGCCCGGCAGCUGCUGGCCGGUCCGUUUACCGAGCCGCCGCUAACGCUAGCAGGCGGGCUAACGCCGCGGCAGAUCAGCGUCCCGGUGGCCAUUCGUCAUGCUCUGCACCCGGUGAGCGGAGCCGCGGGCAGCUGCUAGCCAGGAGCUAACGGCUAGCUCUCCGAGGAUGGUCGCAGUGAGGGCGGCUGCUCUGGAGGAUCGGCCCGGAUGUUCUGAGCUUCACGGCUUCACCCGCCCUGCUGGACCCGGACUGCCGCUCACCGAACCGGGCGUGUGAGUCCGGCUGCUCAGACCCGCGGGAGCGGCAGCCAUGCAGGCGGCGCAGCCGCAGUACGACUUCUUCAGCGAAGAGAACGGUCCGAAAUGGAGAGGCCUGCUGGUGCCCUCACUGGAAAAGGUACUGAACCAGGUGCAUCCUAACCUGGUGUCCCAGCAGGAGGCGCUGCAGUACGUGGAGGAGCUGAUCCUGCAGCUGCUCAGUAUGCUGUGUCAGGCUCAGCCGCGCACGUGCCAGGACGUCGAGGAGCGCGUGCAGAAGAGUUUUCCUCACCCGAUCGAUAAGUGGGCACUCAGUGAUGCUCAGAGUGCCAUUGAGAAGAGGAGGAGGAGGAACCCGCUGGCGCUGCCUGUUGAUAAGAUCCAUCCCCUGCUCAAGGAGGUGCUGGGCUAUAAGAUCGACCACCAGGUGUCCGUGUACAUGGUCGCCGUCCUGGAGUACAUCUCUGCGGACAUCCUGAAGCUGGCAGGAAAUUACGUGAGGAACAUUCGACACUAUGAGAUCUCCCAGCAGGAUAUCACCGUGGCCAUGUGUGCCGACAAGGUGUUGAUGAACAUGUUUCACCAGGACGAGGAGGACAUCAGCGGCUUCCCGCUAAUGGAUGAGGAGCCGUCAGCCAAUGAGGAGCAGAGUUACUACGAGCUGGUGAAGAGCUUCAUGGCGGACUGUCGGCAGUACCUGAGGCAGCUCAACCUGAUCAUCAGGGUGUUCAGGGAGCCCUUCAACUCCAACUCCAUGCUCUUCUCCCAGCACGUAUGUCCACCGGUGACAUCACUAACUGGUCUGGUGAUUGGUGAUUCUGUUGAUGUGGAGAGCAUCUUCAGUCGGAUCCUGGAUAUCCACGAGGUGACGGUGAAGCUGCUCGGUCUGAUCGAGGACACGGUGGAAAUGACCGGCGAGGGAAGUCCUCAUCCUCUGGUGGGGAGCUGCUUCGAGGACCUGGCUGAGGAGUUGGCUUUCGACCCCUAUGAGACGUACGCUCAGGACAUGCUGCGCUCUGGCUUCCAUGAACACUUCCUCAGUCAGGUGUCCAAACCUGGAGCUUCCUUCCACCUGCAGUCCAUCUGCGAGGGCUUUAAAGAGGCCGUUCAGUACGUUCUGCCCAGGCUGCUGCUCACACCUGUUUACCACUGCCUGCACCUGUUCGAGAUCCUCAAGCAACUGGAGGAGAAGAGUCAGGAUGACGAGGAUAAAGAGUGUCUGAAACAGGCCAUCACGGCUCUGCUCAACCUGCAGAGCAGCAUGGAGAGGAUCUGCUCCAGGAGCCUGGCCAAGAGGAGGCUCAGUGAGUCGGCGUGCCGUUUCUACUGCCACCAGAUGAAGGGUAAGCACCUCGCCAUCAAGAAGAUGAACGAGAUCCAAAAGAACAUCGAUGGCUGGGAGGGGAAGGACAUUGGCCAGUGCUGCAAUGAGUUCAUCAUGGAGGGUACCUUGACCCGCGUCGGCGCCAAACACGAACGCCACAUCUUCCUGUUUGACGGCCUGAUGAUCUGCUGCAAGUCUAAUCAUGGCCCGCCGCGGCUGCCUGGUGCCAGUUCUACCGCGGAGUACCGCCUCAAAGAAAAGUUCUUCAUGCGCAAAGUUCAGAUCAACGACAAAGAUGACAAGGAGGGCGAGUACCGCCACGCCUUCGAGAUCAUCCUGAAAGAUGGCAACAGUGUAGUGUUCGCCGCCAAGUCUGCAGAGGAGAAGAACGGCUGGAUGGCGGCGCUGAUCUCGCUGCAGUACCGCAGCACGCUGGAGCGCAUGCUGGACACCGCCAUGCUGCAGGAGGAGAAGGAGGAGCAGAUGAGACUCCCGGGCGCCGAGGUGUACCGUUUCGCCGAGCCCGACUCCGAGGAGAACGUCGUGUUCGAGGAGAACGUCCAGUCCAAGUCCGGCAUUCCCAUCAUCAAGGCGGGGACUGUCCUGAAGCUGAUCGAGAGACUCACCUUCCACAUGUACGCAGAUCCAAACUUCGUCCGGACUUUUCUGACCACCUACAGAUCAUUCUGCAAACCUCGGGAGCUGCUGGACCUGCUCAUAGAGAGGUUUGAGAUCCCGGAGCCAAAGCCGGCGGACGCCAAUCAGACGGAGGGAGGAGAACAGCCACCCAGCGCUGAACUCAAACGCUUCCGGAAAGAGUUUGUCCAACCUGUUCAGCUCAGAGUGUUGAAUGUUUGUCGCCACUGGGUCGAACAUCACUUCUAUGAUUUUGAGAGAGACCCUCUCCUUCUGAGCGAGAUGGAGGACUUCAUUGCUUCAGUCAAAGGUAAGGCGAUGAAGAAGUGGGUGGAGUCAAUCACCAAGAUCAUCCAGAGGAAGAAGCAGGUCCAGGUGAGCGUGCCGAGUCAUAGCAUCACCUUCCAGAAUUCCCCUCCUCCCAUCGAAUGGCACAUCUGCAAACCCGGAGACACUGAGCACUUCGACCUUAUGACCCUGCACCCCAUUGAAAUCGCCCGCCAGCUCACCCUGCUCGAGUCCGACUUUUACAGGGCGGUGCAACCGUCUGAGCUGGUCGGUAGCGUCUGGACCAAAGAGGACAAAGAGAUCCACUCGCCCAACCUGUUACGGAUGAUCCGACACACCACCAACCUCACCCUGUGGUUUGAAAAGUGUAUCGUAGAGACGGAGAACCUGGAGGAACGCGUCGCUGUCUUUUCCCGGAUCAUCGAAAUCCUGCAGGUGUUUCAGGAGCUCAACAAUUUCAAUGGCGUCCUAGAGGUCGUCAGCGCCAUGAACUCUGCACCCGUGUACAGACUGGAUCACACCUUUGAGCAAAUUCCGAGUCGUCAGAGAAAAAUCCUGGAGGACGCUCAUGAGCUCAGCGAGGACCACUACAAGAAGUACCUGGCUAAACUGCGCUCCAUCAACCCCCCCUGCGUCCCCUUCUUUGGAAUCUACCUGACCAACAUCCUGAAAACGGAGGAGGGAAACCCCGACUUCCUGCACAGACACGGCAAAGAUCUGAUCAACUUCAGCAAGAGACGGAAAGUGGCCGAGAUCACCGGAGAGAUCCAGCAGUACCAGAACCAGCCGUACUGUCUGCGGGUGGAGGGUGACAUCAGAAAGUUCUUCGAGAACCUGAACCCAAUGGGCGACCUGUCGGAGAAGGACUUCAGUGAUUAUCUCUUCCACAAGUCUCUGGAGAUCGAACCUCGCCAGCUCCGAUCGGCUCCUCGAUUUGCGAAGAAGUACACCUAUCCUCUGAAGUCUCCGGGGAUCCGACCCACUUCGGCCCGACCCGGCACCAUGAGACAUCCGACGCCGCUCCAGAACGAGCCCAGGAAGAUCAGCUACAGCCGCAUCCCGGACAGCGAGUCCGAGGGGACGCCGGCCUCUGCCCCCAACUCUCCCCGUACCCCCCUGACCCCGCCCCCUGCCUCCGCCGCCUCCGCCGCCUCCAGCUCCACAGAUGUGGGCAGCGUGUUUGACUCGCCGCAAGGACCCAGCAGCCCAUUCCACUCCACCUGCGACAGCAUCUUUGCUGUGGUGUCUCUGCCGCACGGCCCACGUUAGUAUGACCUUCCUGACUCUCCGUACGCCUGCUCCACAGCUCACCUGCGCCCCACACAUCACACCUGUCUGUCUCUCACUUGUCUCAGUGUGUUUCAGGUUUCUGUUCCAUUGUUAUUGAUUGCUCAUUGGUAUAGAGGAUAUUGAUUAGACUUCCUGUUGUGUCUCACCUGUGCAUGAUGUCACACCCAUUGUAUUAGUUUGUCUCCAUAGAAACUGGCAGCUGUGUUACUGUCUCUGCACCGGCCGAGAUGAAAGAAGGCGUCAGGGAAGUUCAGUGAGUUCUGAUCCGGCGGCUCGCUCGGACUCUGGCGUCUCUUGGUUCGGGCAGCAGUUGUAGUUUGAUGCGUUGGCAGGCUGAUGUUGGGCUGCGUAAACUGGGAAUGUUCCUCAUCCCCAUCACCCUUGGGGAAGGAGGGUGCUCUAAGGUGGGGGAGGUAGCUCAGGUCAUCUACUAAUCCAAGGUUGGUGGUUCGAUCCCUGGCUGCUCCAGGCUGCGUGCCAAUUAUCCUUCCAAGAUACUAAGUUGCUCUCUGACGCAUCCAUCGGAGUGUGAAGGCCAGAAAAAAGUGAAAGAGGCCUGCUGUAAAAAGACUGGAGUCCAUUUUCCAGCUGGAUACAGUUGGACUCCAGUGUCUCGUGGUUCAGGCAGCACACGAUGGCCGAGGUCUUGGCAGGCUGCUCUCAGGCUGCGUAAACUGGUUUUGGGGACGAGCAUGAGAUGUACCGGCUCACCUGAGUCCACUCGUACCUUCCUGGUUCUGUACCUGUUCGCUGGAACAGGACUCGUCUUUGAGUACCUGACGUGCUUGGAUGAGUGCGCUGUCUGCUGUUCUUCCAUGCACACAGUCACAGUGAAUCCUGAAGGGAAAGUUAAAAGUUCCUCGAUCAGCUGAGGGUAACAUGGCAGGCAGGCCUGGGACAUUCGUCUACCACCUCCACAGCAUCCUGAGUAGGGCUGGGUAUCGUCACUGAUUUCUAGAAUCGAUUUGGUUCUAUUUGAAUCUGUGAAGUUUUGCCUCACACAGUCAGAAAUAUCAUAAUUCUGAUCAUUUAUC
Messenger RNA from Pundamilia nyererei, 5082 nucleotides. RefSeq names its product son of sevenless homolog 1 (Drosophila) (gene sos1). The coding region runs from base 563 to 4027 and encodes 1154 amino acids. Gene Ontology annotation, molecular function: protein heterodimerization activity; guanyl-nucleotide exchange factor activity; DNA binding. The record is from RefSeq and is a predicted model, not a curated record. The transcript has 21 exons. Gene Ontology annotation, cellular component: nucleosome; plasma membrane. Gene Ontology annotation, biological process: Ras protein signal transduction. Lineage: Eukaryota; Metazoa; Chordata; Actinopteri; Cichliformes; Cichlidae.